AUGAGUUCAUCCACCUCCUACUCCAGUUCCCAAACUCGUAGAGUAACAGUUGGUAUACCAACUCGAUGUUGGUGUGGUUCCACUCUCACCACUUUCGGAUCAAAAACGAAGGAGAACUUAUUCCGUCGGUUCUACAGGUGUGAAAUCGGCGUUAGGAGACAAAACGAAGACCAUUUGUUCAAAUGGAUAGACGAGGCGAUUAUUGAUGAGAUUAACAUGGUAGAUGCUAAAGUGUCUAAGCUUCAAGCAGAUUUGGGAAGUUUCAUGAAGUCAACCUCCGAUCUCUUCGACAAACAGGAGAAUUACAUGGACGGCGCCAUCAACGACAUCAAAAACCUUCUCCAACAGCAAACAAAUCUCACAAAUCAAACCAUCCAAUCGUCCGGACCAGAGAAAGCUAAAUCCAACAUUCUCAACAUUGCUACUGCUGCAGUUGUCUUCGGAACAAUGGCCUUCAUCUAUGCCAAGCUCACUAACUAA
This is a messenger RNA of Eruca vesicaria subsp. sativa (arugula), 480 nucleotides long. The record is from the annotation of a GenBank genome assembly. Lineage: Eukaryota; Viridiplantae; Streptophyta; Magnoliopsida; Brassicales; Brassicaceae.